Messenger RNA from Hibiscus syriacus, 433 nucleotides. RefSeq lists its product as uncharacterized. Gene Ontology annotation, cellular component: nucleus. The record is from RefSeq and is a predicted model, not a curated record. The transcript has 6 exons. Gene Ontology annotation, biological process: regulation of transcription by RNA polymerase II. Gene Ontology annotation, molecular function: DNA binding. The coding region runs from base 1 to 345 and encodes 114 amino acids. NCBI's taxonomy places the organism in Eukaryota, Viridiplantae, Streptophyta, Magnoliopsida, Malvales, Malvaceae.
AUGGUGAUAUUCUUUACUAUCAAAAGAUCCGGUAGAGCACGAAGGGAUGCAGCUACACGUGCUAUGAAGGGUUGGCACUCAGGUCAUUUCCGUAAUGGUGAAGUCAGUGACCCCAUAAUUAAGGAUAAGAAUUCUAUUGCUCAACAAAAGCGUGAAAAACAGCUUAAAAGCUUGGGUUUGUUAAACGUAAGAAACCAUCAUAUUCGGACUAUGCUGUCAAGGCUUCUUCUACCAAAGUUUCGAAGGCGCAUGUCGAGACUGCAGUGGUUGAUAUUGGAUACUCAGCAGAUUGGGUUAAGAUCAUUGUGCAGAAAACUAAAGAUUGUUUUGAGGUCUAUGCUUUAAUUCCCGGUCUUCUUCGUGAGGAGGUCAGUGAACAAGCUUGUAAAACUACGUAUAGUUUCAUUUUCUUCUAGCACACAUGGUUCGAACC